UGGCUUCCAAGGGGAAAGCUUCGCUGGAUUUCACCGACAAAAGUGCUGUUUUCAGCGAUCAGAUGCAUGCCCAUGUUACCCAACGUGUUUGUGGGGUUACACUUAACCCCUGUGCUGAAACUGCAAGAAAAAUAAACGUAGAAAGGGAGCCGCCCACGAUUCCGAGGAGAAGACAAGAGCUUCUCAAGUGGAAUGGCUGGGGCUACAAAGAUUCCAAGUUUGUUGUGAAUAAGAAUGGCUUGAUUGAAUUCACUGGAGAAAGGUACCAGUUGAGUGGUAAAAAUAUGCCUCUGCUGCGAGACUGGAUGCAGAGGACCAUGGGUGCCAGCCUGGACCACAGGUCACCAGCCCAAGCAGAGAUUAGUGCAUCUAAGAUACCGCCCCCAGUCAAAAACGAUGCGUUCAUUGAUGCAAUGAAGAGGUCGGGUAUCACUUACACGGAUGAUCAAAGGGACAGACUAUUCAGAGCCCAUGGUCACACACUGAGUGAGAUCUUCACUCUGAGAGAAGGUUGCUUUGAACGCAUUCCUGAUCUAGUGGUUUGGCCAACUAGUCACAGCGAUUGUGAAAAGAUCGUCAAAUUUGCCUGCCAGAACAAUGUUGUAAUCAUUCCAUUCGGUGGUGGGACCAGCGUCUCCGGAGCAUUAUUAUGUCCCCUGGAUGAGGAGAGGAUGAUAGUCUCUCUAGAUACUUCGCAAAUGAACAAAAUCCUCUGGAUUGAUGAAAAGAAUUUAACUGCCCAUAUAGAGUGUGGAAUAAUAGGACAAGACCUGGAAGUUAGGUUGGCUGAGAAAGGUUACUGCACCGGCCAUGAACCGGACUCGAUGGAAUUCAGCUCCCUUGGUGGAUGGGUGGCUACAAGGGCAUCAGGAAUGAAGAAAAACAUCUAUGGCAAUAUUGAAGACUUGCUGGUUCAUGUCAAGGCUGUUACGCCCAGGGGCACCAUGGAGAAGAGUUGUCAGGUGCCAAGGAUGUCUGUUGGACCAGAUGUACAUCAUUUCAUCAUGGGAUCGGAGGGUACAUUGGGCAUUAUCACAGAGGUCACUCUUAAGAUCCGGCCAGUCCCUGAAUGUCAGAAGUAUGGCUCUAUCGUGUUCCCAGACUUUGAGCCCGGUGUGGCCUGCCUCAGAGAAAUUGCUCGGCAGAGAUGUGCCCCGGCUUCGAUCAGACUUAUGGACAAUGACCAGUUCCAAUUUGGAGCGGCUUUAAAGUGCGAAGAAGGAUCCAUGUUCUCAAAUUUCGUCGACAGUAUAAAGAAGUUAUAUGUGACAAAGAUCAAAGGUUUCGACCCGAUGAAGUUAUGCGUGGCGACAUUAUUGUUUGAAGGAACAAAAGAGGAGGUUGCGGCUCAGGAAAAACGCGUCUACAACAUCGCAUCAAAAUUUGGCGGUCUACCUGGAGGCGAGGACAAUGGCAAACGUGGAUAUAUGUUGACAUUUGUCAUUGCUUAUCUUAGAGAUGUUGGCCUGGAAUAUUACGUUGUGGCAGAAUCAUUUGAGACGUCCGUCGCCUGGGACAGGGUGCUAGAUCUGUGCAGGAACGUCAAGGACCGUAUCCACAGAGAAUGCAAAGAGCGAGGGGUUCAGUUCCCACCCUAUGCCACAUGCAGGGUGACCCAAACCUACGAUGCCGGUGCUUGUAUAUAUUUCUACUUCGCCUACAACUACCGUGGACUUUCCAACCCGGUGCAUGUCUAUGAGGAGGUGGAGAACUGUGCACGGGAAGAGAUCCUAGCGAAUGGGGGCAGCCUCUCCCACCAUCAUGGAGUUGGGAAGAUCAGACGGAAAUGGCUUCAGAGAAUGGUGUCGCCAGUCGGUGUGGGGAUGUUGCGCUCAGUCAAGGAAUAUAUCGACCCUGAUAACAUAUUUGGCAGUAGAAACCUCCUGCCUGACAAUGAACCUUCGAGCAAACUGUGAUUCAAUGAAAGCAAAAUGAACAUGAUCAUUAGGAAAAUACUGCAUCUGUUCAUUUGAGGCUGAAUAAGAAGGCCUGGGCUUAUUUUUUGUUAGUGUGGAUAAGACUGGGUUUGUUCCCAAUCUGUAGUUUUGAAAGUACAGUAGAACCUCUCUAUUAAGGACAACCUCGGGACUGACAAGUGCUGUCCUUAAUAGAAAGGUGUCCUGAUUAGAGAGGUCAAAUUGAAUGGUAACAACCAAUUUGGGACUAAAACAAGUGUCCUUAAUAGAGAGGGUGUCUCUAAUAGAGAGGUGUCUGCUAAGGGAGGUUCCACUGUAUUGUUUUGUUGACGUCCGUUAUUGGAGAUGACCAACCUGGCCUUGAUAAGAGGUUGAGGACUGAUAAAUCCCUGUGAAAACAUGUGGUUAGUUCUUCUGUAUCAGGUGGUUUAACCAGACAAAUUAUUAAGUUUUGAUUUGCAUUUAUAAUUGGCGUGAACUGAAUGAAGUAUACUCGUGAAAUGAGAAGUUGAUACAUUCAAAAAUCGUGAAUCUUUAGAACAAAUUACUGCCAUAUAUGUAAUCUAUAGUGUCGGACAUUAAUUUGUACAUAAAUAAUGCGUAUGAUUUGGAAAGGGAUGUAGUGUCACUGUCAUCGUGGUAAUUUCUUAUGGACUGGUCUGUGGAUAUGUGCUGUUGUAGAAAAAGUUUUGAAAAUAUUGAUGCGUAAAUAUAUUGAAAGAUAAAAUUGCAGUACAUGUACUGACCUGAAGAUGAUGGGGUUGUGGAUUUGAUAACCCCGAGUUUCUAUUUUCUAGUCAGUGUCUUGGUCUAAUAUCAAAAAUCAUAUGUUUUCUCACAUUUUUCUCUACUUCUCUUGUAGUCAAAUAAUUCUUCAACGAAAGUCUUGGUAUUCUCCUCCCUUACAAAUUCUCCCCAUUUUCUCAGCAUUUAUCCCUGCGCCUUAUUUUCGAAUGCAAUAGUCAAUUGUAAAAAUGCAUUUUAUUUAUUAAUAAAAUCCAAAAUUCAAAUUGAUUAAAAA
This is a messenger RNA of Lineus longissimus, 2937 nucleotides long. RefSeq names its product alkyldihydroxyacetonephosphate synthase, peroxisomal-like. The transcript is spliced from 15 exons. The record is from RefSeq and is a predicted model, not a curated record. The coding region runs from base 63 to 1916 and encodes 617 amino acids. Gene Ontology annotation, cellular component: peroxisome. Gene Ontology annotation, molecular function: alkylglycerone-phosphate synthase activity; FAD binding. Gene Ontology annotation, biological process: lipid biosynthetic process. Lineage: Eukaryota; Metazoa; Nemertea; Pilidiophora; Heteronemertea; Lineidae.